Paramormyrops kingsleyae is the source of this 3616-nucleotide messenger RNA. RefSeq names its product ubiquitin specific peptidase 16 (gene usp16). Lineage: Eukaryota; Metazoa; Chordata; Actinopteri; Osteoglossiformes; Mormyridae. Gene Ontology annotation, biological process: protein deubiquitination. Gene Ontology annotation, molecular function: zinc ion binding; cysteine-type deubiquitinase activity. The record is from RefSeq and is a predicted model, not a curated record.
ACUGCUUCCGGUUUCUGGGUAUGUAAGGUGGACACGUUUUGUGCAUCAUCCUAUGCCCCUGAGGAGCGGAAAGGCUCUCUUUUGGUGGUAAGACGGGGGCUUUCGUGCUUUACAAAGCACCACGAGUAGUAUUUCAUAUAUAUCUCUUGAUAAAAUACGAAUCACAGUACCAAACCGAUUGCUUGAUCAGCUGUCAAAUUUUCAGACCGACAGAUUGCAUUGAGAGUGGUUAACGUGGAUUUACUACGUGAAACGACCACUUUCGGCUGAUAUUUCAAAUGUGAAAAAAAUUCAAAACUGCCGUAUUUGUGUGCUCUUUGUCGGGUGCCUCAGAGAGCUUUGGGCCAGCUUUCGCCAUCGCAGUCUGCUCUUUAGGCUAAUAUGGGGAAAAAGAGAAAGGAGAAGAGAGAUGAUGAGAAUUUUGACCACAUAGGUUCAUCCUGUACCCACAUCCGCAAGGGAAUAGACAAGAACUUUCUGAAGAAAACCUCCCAGCUUUUAAAGUGGAACACCUGUCAGGACUGUGGGGAUGAGUCAGGAGCUGAACAGGCCAUGGUGGAGGACGAGGAGGACCAGGAGAGUGCAGGAGCCCCUAUGAUCUGGGUCUGCCUGCGGUGUGGCCAUCGGGGAUGCGGGAGAACGUCUGAGAAUCAGCACGCCAUUAAGCACUACGAGAAGCCCCAUUCAGAUACACACUGUCUGGUCCUCGCUCUAGAAAACUGGAAUGUGUGGUGCUACCUCUGUGACGAUGAAGUCCAAUAUUCCAGUACUGGGCAGCUGGCUCAGUUGGUGAGCAACGUGAAAAAGCAAGCGGUCUUAGAACCCAGUAGGAGUGCAGCCCAGAAGAAAGUGACAGAGGAGUCUAGGGUAUCGGAGGCGGAGCUGCCGGCCUCGGUGGAGAAUUCUGCUACUGAGAUCAAGACAGGCACGCAGAGGAAAGGUGGGAGGAGAGAUGGAGGGGACCGGAACGGCCAGAAGCCCAUCGCAGGGAGCGCUGGCUCCUCAGUCUCAGUCAGGGGCCUCAGUAACCUUGGGAACACCUGCUUCUUUAACGCCGUCGUCCAGAACCUCUCCCAGACUCGACUCUUCAGGAAGGUCCUUAAAGAUAUCCUGGAUGGGAAACCUACGGUUUCCAUAACGCCCGGAAUCUCCACCAAGCUGGAGCCUAUAUCGAUCCAGUUGGAACAGCCAGGGUCGCUCACCGUAGCCAUGUCCAACCUGCUGAAUGAGAUCCAGGAGACCGAGAAGAGUGUGAUCACUCCCAGGGACCUCUUCACGCAGGUUUGCAAAAAGGCGGCCAGGUUCAAGGGCUUUCAGCAGCAGGACAGUCAGGAGCUGUUGAGAUACCUCCUGGAUGGCAUGAGGGCCGAGGAGACGAAGAGGUAUAGUUUGGGGAUUUCUGCAGCUUUGAAAAACUCUGGAAAAGACACAGAAUCUGAAGAAUUGAAGAAGCAGAUCAAAGACUAUGAAAAGAAUGGAGCCCCAAAGAACUUUGUGGACCAGGUGUUUGGCGGAGAGCUGACCAGCACAGUUAUGUGUAAAGAGUGUAAAACGGUGUCCCUGGUGACUGAGAUAUUUCUUGACCUGUCACUGCCUGUCUCAGAUGAGGCCUACAGGAAGAAGAAUCAGAAGAAGGUCACGCAGAAACCCAAUGAGGACAGGAAGCCAGACUCUCCCAUGCCAGCUGCCCACAGGGAUGAGGACGCCCUGUCCGGCGUGGGCAGCAAGUACCAGCAGAAGAAGGCGAAGAAGCAGGCGAAGAAGCAGGCGAAGAACCAAAGGCGACAGCAGAAACUGGCAGGAAAGACGCUCUUCACCGGCGAAGAUUUGCCCGAACCCAAAGAGGGAGAAGGGGGUGCUUUGCAGAGGGAGGGGGGAGAGCCUGAGGCAGAGGAGCUGGGGGAUGAACCUGAGGAACCUGGAAACUCAGAAGGCACUGAAGAGCAGCUGGAAUCUGACGCUCCUCCAGGGGGUGCUGUUUUGGAACCUGAAACGGUUACUAUGUCUUCUGCCAAAAACCCCUUCGAGGCUCUGUCUGAAGAUCCAGACAUGGGAGAAGAAAAUGAGGACGGGGGAGAAGCCAAUGAGGGAGACGAUCUGGCAGAGGACCUCCACUCGCUCUCCCUGAACACAGCCUUCGUGAAUCCCGAUGAUGUGGAGCUGGACUUGGAGGAUGGGGAUCCACCUGUUAACACCCAGGAAUACACAGUGGUCAAUCAGGACCCGGGGAUGGCCUUCAGCAGCCUGGCCAGCAGGGCGGCGCCAGAGAAGGAGGAAUGCUCCAUAUACUCCUGCCUGUACCAGUUCACAGAAGUGGAGAAUCUCACCAAGAGCAACAGCCUGCUUUGCGUGACAUGCAGCAAGCGCCAGACCAACCCGGCAGAUGGCUCCCGGAAGAAGGUGUACACAGACGGCCUGAAGCAGAUGCUCGUCUCAUUGCCUCCUCCUGUCCUCACACUGCACCUGAAGAGGUUUCAGCAGGUCGGGUACAGCGUCUGUAAGGUGAACCGGCAUGUCCAUUUCCCACAAAUUCUGGACCUGGCGCCGUUCUGCUCGGUGAACUGCAAGGGUUUGACUCUUGAUUCCCAGAACCUGGCGGAGGGAGAGAGGCAUGUGCCGUAUGCCCUCUAUGGCGUGGUGGAGCACAGCGGGACCAUGCGGUCGGGACACUACACCGCCUACGUCAAAGCCCGGCUGCCCGACCAGAGCACCACGAUGAACGGGCUAACCACACGAGGUGACCCCCAACCAGAGAAGGGAUCCUGGUACCACGUCAGCGACACUAGUAUUCAGCCCGUCCCAGAGAGCAAAGUGCAGAGCUCCCAAGCCUACCUCCUGUUCUAUGAGAGGAUCUCUUAAGGGCCGUGAGGGGGCGCUGUGGAGGGAUAGGGGAGGACCGAGACCAGCAUCCUUUUGCGUCGGUGACGUCGUAAACGACUGCCGUGUGUCACCGAAGGCCUUAGUGCUCAGGUGAACAUGCAGUCACCCCAGUUAGAGGGGUGGUUUUUACAGUACUGUGAUCCUUGUCAAAUGCCGGUUAACAAUAAUCAUAUGUGAUUAAUGUUACAAACGUUUAAGGGACAGGGAGCAAACGUUUAAGGACUAUUACAUUAGCUGACUCAGUGAUUAUUAAUCCACAACAGUGCAGGGAAAGAAGAUGUAUUUUAUUAACAUCAUGAGAUUUUUUUUUAUUUUUUAAAAACCUGUUUAUUCUGGAAAUGGAAGCAUGUAUGCCGUGCAGUCUCUGUCUCUCUCUCUCUCUCUCUCCCUCUCUCCCUCUCUCCCUCUCUCCCUCUCUCUCUCUCUCUCUCUGAAGAUUCUGAGAUGUGCUGGAGAUGUUUUGGAAAAACUGUACGUGUGCUGUAGUGAAAGAAACGAUGUUGGUGUACACUAAAUAGAGAUUAAAUGUCUGCGGGGGGAAAAUACGGUGAUUCAGGAUAAAAUUUAUUUUCAAUUUUUUAAGUAUUUAUGACAUCUUUAUGGCUGCAUCAGUAUUCACUCAAAAAGAUAUUGGAGAUGUAAUUUUGUACAGUUUCGUAAAUGAUUUAACUAGCGUUUCCACAACCUAGUCGAACAGAUGGUAUUUAAAUAAAUGAAUAAAACUGAAAUGCAACAG